AUGGAGGGUGCAGGGGAGGCAACACCAGAGAUGAAUGGACAGUGGGAAGAGGAGAGAAAACAGAGAGGAACAGAGGGUGGAAGGGAUAGUGGGACCUGUAAAUUGCUUAUAAUAAGUGAAAAAAAGCUUGCUACUGUAUACUCAAUAGACAGCUACUGUAACUCAGCUCAUUUUGCAGGUUGUACUACACCCUCUUCUCGUCUCAUCACUUCACCUGGUGUUGACACUUCACCUGGUGCUGGUCUCACCAGUUCAUCCAGUGCUGGUCUCAUUAAUUCACCCGGUGUUGGUAUCACCAAUUCACUGGGUGUUGGUCUUGAUACUUCACCUAAAGAUCCUUCAUACACAUAUCCAGACACAUCACCUUGGUGUACAUUGACCCCAUGGAUUGAUGUAAGCUAUCCAGAAUUUGGCGAAACUGGUGGUGACAAUGAAACUUUUGAUAACAUCAGAAGCCUAGGCAUUUCCAUUUGUAAUAAUACUAUGACUAUUGCGGGUGUUGAUUGCAGAGCAACAGAUUUUCCAAGUUAUUCAUUGGCAGAAGUUGGUCAAACAUUAACAUGCAACAAAGACAUAGGUUUGAUUUGCCUAAACAGUGAAAAUUUUCCGAAAUGCAACAACUAUGAAAUCCAAAUUCAAUGCUGCAGCAGUACUAAACCCAUAGACAUAGCAACAGAAACACCUACAGAGACAUCAGAGAUACCUAUAAAAACAAAAUUAACUCCUAUUGAAACAACAGAAACAUUUUUGGAAACAACAGAAACAUCUAUUGAAACAACUACAUGUUCAAUGACUACAACAACAACUACAAGCAGUCCAACAACAACCUCAACCACAACCCAUCCAACAACUACAACAACAAGUCUUCCUACAACAACAACCACA
Molecule: messenger RNA, 885 nt
Organism: Xenopus laevis (African clawed frog)
Lineage: Eukaryota; Metazoa; Chordata; Amphibia; Anura; Pipidae
Product: mucin-5AC-like
Exons: 2
Source: RefSeq, a predicted model, not a curated record